GAUAAUGUAGCGGAUGAGAACCCACCUGGGAGAUCUUCAGCCCAACUCGCUCGGGAACGGUCGAUUCAUGACAUUCCUGCUGCUACAGACAAUAUUGAAGUUGAUGGCACCAGUAUACAAUCCGAAGCCGACCGCAGUGUUCAGCGAAACGAUGGUGUGGAUCCCAGCAAGAAUCUUCCAUCGUCAGAUGGCCCACUGCAAGGUUCUCUUACCCAACUGCUCCAGGGUAAUAUCGAAGCUUCUACGACCAAGUCCCAGCAAGAAAGCUUGCUUACCGCAUUUUAUGGACCUUAUGACAAAAGCGAAAAUGAUUGCACAAGUAACCAGCCCAAUAAACCUCAUCAAACAGUUGAGCCACACAAUACUGUUGACUCUAUGAACAACCUUCCACCACCAGACAAACAACAUGGCUCUGACAGCCACUCAAAAACCGAUUGCCCUACUCAUGCUGCUAACUGUUCUGAUGUGGAUGCGCAAGGAAUCACCGAUCCCAUUAUGUUUUCUCAAAUGUGUGAAGGCAUUGAAUAUGAUGGAACUGGAUGCCCCUCAUGUGAUGCAGACGCGCGUCUUAUUAAUGAGGUGCACCUUGAUGACCUAGGCCAUGAGCAUGAAGAAGAAGCUGAGAUAGCUCCAACUAACACUGAUGCAGAAAACUUGGGGGUGGGUGUGUCAGACGUAUUCACGGGCCAAAAGUUUGUCAAUGAGGCACAAAUCGAUGCAGAAGCUGCUGAUCACACAGAGCAGGUCUCAAAAGAUGGUCAUUUAUCUGUGGAUGCACCAAUAAUUACUGGUCAAGUCCCAGUUAACCAUGACAAUGAUGCUGAUCGCCAAAUUACUGUCCAUGAACCAAUUAGCCACACAGAACAGUGUACCACCGCAGAGCAAUUUCAGUUGGAAGAUGCCAACACACCUGAAUCCUUAGUAUCCUUCGGUCAGCCAACACAAGAAUGGGAAGUUAGCCAACAACUUCGAGAUGCUAAUAUUCACCCAGACAGAACCCCCCAUUUUGAUACUAGAGAGCCAUCCCACAAAGUGUGUAUUAGGAGUGGCAGUGAAAUCAUCAAAUUACCUCACACUGGAGCGGAGGCUCAACCUACCAACCUACAGCAGUCUGCCUCCACUGCACAACAGGCUGCCCACACUAUCCAGGUCUCUGAUGCAUCUGCUCUACAGCUGUCUCCCAGGCGCUCGGCGAGAUUUAAAAAAACAGAUGUUUCUACGGAAAAACAUACACUUGUUCGCACCGCCAAGAACAUGGAGAAGGACAAAACCAAUGUCCCAAGCUUUGUGAACCCCAACCAAUUCGGAGCUCCUGGAAAUGUUCUGCAAUGCGGUCAACUACCAGUUAUCGUAAAGAGGAUCAGGAAGAGACCAUUGAAGAUCAUUUCUCCAUUUAAAUUACAUCCUGUUAAGUCUACCAUUUCUCUCAACCACGCCCGAAAACUCCGUGACAUAGUAAUCAACGACCUUGAUCUCAAAAAGACUGGACUUCUUGCUUACGAACCUUCUAAGUUAUAUCUUACUGGCAUGGAUCUCGCAAAAAGCUUCGGCGAUGGGGCAUCAAUGCUACCCAGCUUGAUGGAAUACUACAUAGACAUUCUGCGUCACGAUGAGAUUAAAUUAAGGCCCACGUCGGCUGGGUACAGGAUGUUCCUUCGUUGGUCACUAUCGUUCCACCUUAAUGUCGAUGCUCGGCACGAGACGCAAUCCUUCAAUCCUACUUUCAUUGAGGCACUAUUAAAGGAAGACCUCGCGGAUAAAGACCCUCAAGAUGUUCGCAUGAUAUUAUGGGUAUCCCAUCAGGGCAGUCAUUUCUCAGUUUAUUGUGUGAAUCGUGUUCACAGACGGAUUGAC
Molecule: messenger RNA, 1854 nt
Organism: Triticum aestivum (bread wheat)
Lineage: Eukaryota; Viridiplantae; Streptophyta; Magnoliopsida; Poales; Poaceae
Source: RefSeq, a predicted model, not a curated record